GUCAUUUGGCCAAGGGAGCGUGCCCAGGCCUCAAGUGGAGUUCACAGUAUCCCCACAGGCCGCCUUUGACAUUAUUCUCCCGUCGUGCAUCUUCUUCUGAACCGCUGCGCCCUCGCGAACCGCCAUACCCACCUCCGGUACGUGAUGAUGCCGGCGAAGAGGAAGUGGUAGAAGUGGAGGUUGAAGCGGAGGGGGAGACAACCUCUGUGAUCCCACAGCCGGCCACACCAGAGGAGGUAGUCCCUGAGACUCCACCUCCACUUCCUCCCGCAGCUGCUCUGGAUGUACAGGAGGCUGAGCCCAUGUCGGCUGGGGUGGACAUCUCCGAGGCGAAGGAGCCCAUACGGCAUCACCUGCCACCCAAGCCCAAGAUUCGACCUCAGCCCUCGCCAUCUCCGACGGUUGCCGUCCCGGUUGCCAUGCCACAGCAGGAGAAGACACUGCCCAACAGGGACAAUGUUGAGAUGGACCCCCUUCGAGCUCCCACCACGGUGCGAAUCAAAGGCUCCAUUGGGCGCCAGCUGGCGUCAAGAGCGCGAAGCAUGGGACUGCAGUCUGCAGUUAAGUCCAAGGCGAAACCCCUCCGGAUCCAACCCAAAGGAGGAUCGAUGCCCUCUACUCCCGCAGCCACUGUGGAUGAGGAUGCAACGACUACGGCGAUCAGUGGCAUUCCCUCUUCGGGCUCCACUCCGCACACAGCAGAACCUGGUACAGCCAGAACAGAGGCCCGGGAGACGGCUGCCAAUGAUCUCCCCGCACCAGUGCUCGUAUAUCCCUCGUUGGAUGGAACACUGGCAGAGCUUGGCCCUCUCUACAGACGAGAAGCCACUGCAUCAGAUGCUGCCACUGGCACGGAGGGCCCAGCUGAAUGGCAGGUUGAGGUGGACGGAGUACGAAGACCCCUGCCUGCUAUGCCGGAAUGGAUCAGGGAAGUCUUGGCACAUAGACCAACCCCGGCAGCGCCCCUCACAGCCGCACCCGUUCGCGACGGUCGGGAACCGCGGGCUGGUCCGCCACAUGGGGCGAGAGCCUCAGACUCGAACUCCGGUACCAGCAUCGCGGUGACCAGAGUCAAAAGGUCGAGAAGUUUCAGUCCAGCCCGAAGCAGCCCUGCUGUGAACCUUUCGGCAGGGGCCGAAGCCGAAGCAGAACCGAUGGACAAGACGGGGCACGAGAAGACCUCGAAAAAGGCGAACAAGAAGGAUGCAAAGAAGAAGGAGAAAAAGAAGAAGACAAAAAGAUCUUCCAGACGCAAGCAUCGCCGUCGUCGCAGCUCCAAAAGCCCUACCUCAGACUGCGAAGAUAUGGCACCGACGGCCGCCGAUACAGACAUCCGUGAGGAGGCCUCUAGCCGACACCCUCCUCCGGAAGGCACGGAGGCAGCAGCUGACCCCAAGCCUGCUGUACAGCCGGUAGCAUCUGCACUGACGCCCACCUCGCCAGCUGAAGGACACCCCUCCCUGGACAGGGCGGAGGUUGGCCUCCGCAAGCAGCCACUGGUGCCACUCCAGGUGGCACUCCUAUGCUCGCCCAUGGCAAACAAGGACCACACUGCUGAUCAGGCAACGACUGCCCCUACAGGCACAGGGGAUCAGCCGAUCACAACCCCACCCACCCUCCCCACGAUCACCGUCUCUCCCCUCGACCAGAGCUCUCCUACGACCUCCACACCGUCCACCGUUGUGGUGAAGAAUCGCAAGCGCUCUGGUCAGGCUCGGAGAACUACCACACCUGAGUCCACCACGCCAGAGAUUUCUUCCAGCUCAGGAUGGCUUCCAGAGGAUGAUACCUUGCUCAACAUAGGAGGUCGCGAGGAGCUGCCAUCAGUGCCAUCCUCCACUGCACUAGGGAGGUACAAUGCUGCUGUGCGGAAGGAAAAAGUAUGUUAUGCACCCUCCGAUGGACCAACCUCAUAUCGGCCAGAGAGGCGCAGUGUUCUGGUUCUGAAUGCUUCUAGCACUAUCCUGUGGCCGCAUGCCACAUUCUCCCUGACUCGAGCC
Messenger RNA from Symbiodinium necroappetens, 2000 nucleotides. Lineage: Eukaryota; Dinophyceae; Suessiales; Symbiodiniaceae. The record is from the annotation of a GenBank genome assembly.